CUCAUGAUCUCAGCUGAUUGUCAACAUAAAUCAGCACUUAUGUGUAUGUAAACAAAUUGCUUUAUGACGAUAAUAAUUGUAAGUUUUGAAUUAGUUAACGCCGCUUCAGACAAAUAGACACGUCAACUAAUCAUUUCUCAUUAAAUUAUUGAAAUUUUGUCAUUUUUCAACGUUUUAAACAUAAUUUUACAGACCUUUUCUUGAGGUUAUGCUUUAUGCAAGUGUAUCAAACAGUAUUGUGAAACGUUUAUUUUAGUGAUCUUAUAAAAUUUAGUCAUGCCUUUACAACAGAGAGAAUUUAUACAGUUGAGUUUGUUACUUUUAUGUGUUCCUCUACAGUUGUAUUUGAGUAGUUUUACUAAAUCCAUAGGUGAAGAGGAUAGGUCUAGAACAAUCAUGAAAACAUUCACAGAGAUUGAAAAUUUCAUGGGUAAAUACUUCAGUUUGGGUUACUGGACUGAAAAAUCUAUAUCACUGGCUUCCCUGAUUUUUGCUGAUGUUAUUGGUGUGAAUUAUGUAAGUAAAACUGAAAGGCAGCGGUACAGAUAAUGAUGAGCCUGAGCCCCGUAGUAUGGAAGAGAAAAAAGAGGAGUUAGCUAUGAAGUUGUAUGCACUUGAGACGGUUCAUUCCACAGUUCACGACGAGAGACCUGAUGACUUGAAAUAUAGAGUUGGCCAAGUAAUUGAACACGGUCCAUUUACUAUCAGAGGUGUUAUCGUUGGCUGGGAGUAUCAUGAUAAGGACAGUAAAUACAAAGGGCCGGUGUACACAGUUCUCUUGAAUGAACUUCCAACGCAAGAUGGUCAAACUAAUUUCAUAGAAGUCCCUCAGAGGGACAUCAUGUUGAAGAAGAUGAAGGAGGCGAAGCACCGUCAUUUGAAGAGAUAUUUCAAAGCAUUUGACGGGACCCAGUAUUUGCCACACGAUUGGUUGAGGAGGCUGUAUCCUCAUGACUAAAAAUAUCAUUUCAAAACUUAAGUUUUAAAAAACUGUGCUCAUAGAUCACAGUGAAUGUAAAAUAUAAAAGUCAUUCCCAAUGUUUUAAUAAUUAUCAGUGGUGUGUGUUUCCACAAUAAUAAUUUCAAAACUUCAAGUUGUGAAAACUGUGCUCAUAGAUCACAGUGAAUGUAAGAUAUAAAAGUCAUUCCCAAUGUUUUAAUAAUUAUCAGUGGUGUGUGUUUCCACAAUAAUAAUUUCAAAACUUCAAGUUGUGAAAACUGUGCUCAUAGAUCAUAGUGAAUGUAAGAUAUUGCUAAUGAAGUCAUUGCUAAUGGUUUAAUAAUUAUCAGUGGUGUGUGUUUCCACAAUAAUAAUUUCAAAACUUCAAGUUGUGAAAACUGUGCUCAUAGUUCACAGUGAAUGUAAAAUAUAAAAGUCAUUCCCAAUGUUUUAAUAAUUAUCAGUGGUGUGUGUUUCCACAAUAAUAAUUUUAAAACUUCAGUUGUGAAACUGUGCUCAUAGAUCACAGUGAAUGAAAAAUAUAAAAGUCAUUCCCAAUGUUUUUAUAAUUAUCAGUGGUGUGUGUUUCCACAAUAAUAAUUUCAAAACUUCAAGUUGUGAAAACUGUGCUCAUAGAUCACAGUGAAUGUAAAAUAUAAAAGUCAUUCCCAAUGUUUUAAUAAUUAUCAGUGGUGUGCUCCCCGUCAAACCUUAUUUUAUAACUAUCCUUGCUGUGAUAAUAAAUGUAUUCAUUAUUA
Molecule: messenger RNA, 1698 nt
Organism: Nilaparvata lugens (brown planthopper)
Lineage: Eukaryota; Metazoa; Arthropoda; Insecta; Hemiptera; Delphacidae
Product: F-box only protein 21
Exons: 4
Coding region: 572-958 (128 amino acids)
Molecular function (GO): DNA binding
Source: RefSeq, a predicted model, not a curated record